Messenger RNA from Suncus etruscus (white-toothed pygmy shrew), 3820 nucleotides. RefSeq names its product family with sequence similarity 184 member A (gene FAM184A). Bases 137 to 3559 code for a protein of 1140 amino acids. The transcript is spliced from 18 exons. The record is from RefSeq and is a predicted model, not a curated record. Lineage: Eukaryota; Metazoa; Chordata; Mammalia; Eulipotyphla; Soricidae.
GGAGCUAGAGCAGGUGCGGGGUCGGGGCCGCUAGCUGCCGUCCGGCUCCGGCUCCGGCUGCGGGCUGCCAGACUGUUGCUCCGCGGGCCGCCCCCUGCGCGCGGGGCUCGGACCCCGGCCCGGGUCUGUCGGGAAGAUGGCGACCCCGGGCAUGAGCUGGCAGCAGCACUAUUACGGCGGCCCGGCGGCCGGAGCGGCCAAACUGGCGCCCUCGGCGCAGCCCGCGGGCCAGUGCCUGGACUACAGUCCCGACCUGCACAUGAAGAUGAGCAAGAAGAUCGCGCAGCUCACCAAGGUAAUAUAUGCUUUGAAUACCAAAAAUGAUGAGCACGAAUCUGCAAUCCAAGCCCUCAAUGAUGCUCAUGAAGAAGAAAUUCAACAAAUUCUUGCAGAAACAAGGGAAAAAAUAUUGCAGUAUAAAAGCACAGUAAUAGAGGAGUCAGACCUUAGGAGAAAGAUUCAAGUUUUAGAAGCAUCAUUAGAAGAGCAUAUAAAAAUGAAAGAGCAGGCUUUGACAGAAUUUGAAGCUUAUAAGCACAGAGUUGAGGACAUGCAACUUUGUGCUGAAGCCCAACAUGUUCAGCGUAUUGUAACCAUGUCUAGAGAGGUUGAAGAGAUUAGGAGGAAAUUUGAGGAGAGAUUAAGGAGUUUUGGACAACUCCAAGUGCAGUUUGAAAAAGAUAAAAGGUUAGCAUUGGAAGAUUUGCGAGCUGCUCACAGAAGAGAAGUCCAAGAGCUAUUGAGGUCACAGCAGGAUCACAGUACCUCUGUUAAUAAAGGGCUGGAGAAGGCAGAGGAACUGCACAGAAUAGAGGUGGAGGACUUAAACAAAACACUUGAAGAGCUAAGGCUUGAACAGAAAAAGCUAAUUGAGGAUUAUGAAGGCAAGUUGAAAAAAGCUCAGUCUUUUUAUGAACAUGAACUUGAUAAUUUGAAAAGGUCACAGCUUUUUACAGCAGAAAACCUGCAAGCUAGCAAAGAAAAGGAAGCUGAUCUUAGAAAGGAAUUUCAGGGGCAAGAAGCAAUUUUACGAAAAACUAUAGGAAAAUUAAAGACUGAAUUACAGAUGGUUCAGGAUGAGGCUGGAAGUCUUCGUGGCACAUGCCAGAAACUUCAGACAGCACUUGUUACUGCAGAAAAUAAUGUUCAGGUUCUUCAAAAACAACUUGAUGAUGCCAGAGAAGGAGAGAUGGCCUUAGUAAGCCAGCACAAGGAAGUGGAGAGUGAGCUAGCAGCAGCCAGAGAACGUUUACAGCAGCAAGCCUCUGAUCUUGUUCUCAAAGCUAGUCAUAUUGGAAUGCUUCAAGCAACUCAAAUGAACCAAGAGGUCACAAUUAAAGAUCUAGAAUCAGAAAAAUUAAGGGUCCAUGAGAAAUUAUCUCAGCUUGAAGAAGAAAGAGCUUUCUUACAAAACAAAUCUCAGAGUCUGAAUGCAGAACAGACUCAGCAGAUUCUGGAACUGGAGAAGAAGGUAAAUGAAGCAAAGAAAACUCAGCAAGAAUUUUAUGAGAUGGAGCUUAAAAAUCUGCAAAAUAAAUUAGAAGGAGAUGUGGCUCAAUUAAAUGAAGCCCAUUCUAAGACUUUGGAAGAAUUAGCUUGGAAGCACCAUAUGGCUAUUGAAGCUGUCCACAGCAGUGCAGCUAGGGAUAAGAAAAAACUGCAAAUGGAAUUGGAGGAACAAUAUGAAAAAGAGAAAUUAAACCUAGAAGAGGACAACAACCAUCUGCAUCAAGAACUAGAAAACCUAAAGGAAGAACUGGAAGGCAAGCUGAAUAUAGCCAAUCAAGAGAUUGGACGUCUCCAAGAUCUUGUAAGAAAAAGUGAGCAAGGUCUUGUGUCUGCCGAAGAACACAUUUCUAUUCUUCAAGACUCCCAGGAAAGGCUGCAGAAUGAGCUUGACUUGACUAAAGACAGGUUGAAGGAAACCAAGGAUGCACUAUUAAAUGUUGAGGAUGAACUGGAACAGGAAAGGCAACAGCAUGAAGAAACGCUUGUUUCCAUGAAAGAAGAGGAGAAGCUCAGAGUGAACAAGAUGGCUCAUGACUUACAAAUGAAGUGGACUGAAAAUCUUAGACAAGAAUGUUCUAAACUUCGCGAAGAGCUAAGGCUUCAACAUGAAGAGGAUAAGAAGUCAUCAAUGUCUCAACUUUUUCAAUUAAAAGAAAGAGAAAAAAAUGCAGCCCGAGAUUCAUGGCAAAAGAGAGUAGAAGAUCUCCUAACCCAGAUUUCCUUGCUGAAGCAGAAUCUGGAACUGCAGGUUUCCCAAUCUCAGACUUCUUUGCAGCAAUUGCAAGCUCAGUUUACACAAGAACAACAACGACUUACACAAGAGCUUGAAGAAUUAGAGGAACAGCAUCAGCAAAGAUAUAACUCUUUAAAAGAAGCACAUGUUCUUGCAUAUCAGGCUAUGGAAGAAGAAAAGGAAAAGGAACAAAGAGCACUAGAAAAUCAUUUACAACAAAAACACUCUGCAGAGCUUCAAUCAUUAAAAGAUGCACACAGAGAAUCCAUGGAAGGCUUCCGUGUAGAAAUGGAGCAGGAGCUUCAAACUCUUCGAUUUGAACUAGAAGAUGAAGGAAAAGCUAUGCUUGCUUCCUUACGUUCAGAACUUAACCAUCAGCAUGCAGCUGCAAUUGAUUUGUUACAUCACAGUCAUCAUCAAGAGUUAGCAGCUGCUAAAAUGGAACUCGAGAGGAGCAUAGACAUCAGUAGAAGACAGAGUAAGGAGCACAUGAAUAGAAUAACAGAGCUUCAGGAGGAAUUAAGGCACAGAGAGCAUCACAUCUCUGAUUUGGAUAAGGAGGUACAGCACCUUCAUGAAAAUAUAAGUGCCUUAACCAAAGAGUUGGAAUACAAGGGGAAAGAAGUUCUCAGAAUACGAAGUGAUUCUAACCAACAAAUAAGGUUGCAUGAACAAGAUUUAAACAAGAGACUUGAGAAAGAACUGGAUGAAUUGACAGCAGAUCACCUCAGACAGAAAAAUCUCAUGCGGGCAGAUUUUAAUAAGACUAACGAGCUACUCAAGGAAAUAAAUGCAGCCUUACAAGUGUCAUUGGAAGAAAUGGAAGAAAAAUAUCUAAUGAGAGAAUCAAAACCAGAAGAUGUACAGAUGAUUACAGAACUAAAAGUCAUGGUUACAGAGAGAGAUCAGGUCAUAAAGAAACUAAUUGAGGAUAAUAAAUUUUAUCAGCUGGAAUUAGUCAAUCGAGAAACUAACUUCAACAAAGUGUUUAAUUCAAGUCCUACAGUUGGUGUUAUUAAUCCUCUGACUAAGCAAAAGAAGAAGAAUGAUAAGUCAACAACAAGCAGGUUUGUGAGUGUUCCCAAUCUAAGUGCUCUGGAAUCUGGUGGAGUGGGCAAUGGACAUCCUAACCGCCUGGAUCCCAUUCCUAAUUCUCCAAUCCACGAUACUGAGUUCAGCAGCAACAAAGCACUUCUACAGCCAGUGCCACCCAAACAGCCCAAGACAUUUUUGAGUCCUUCUCAGAGUGAAGCUUCCCCGGUGGCUUCUCCAGAUCCCCAGCGCCAGGAGUGGUUUGCCCGAUACUUCACGUUCUGAAAGAAUUGUUUUGGCACAGCUCUGUAUGGACUGUUACAAGAGCAUGACCUUAAACAGAUCAUUAUGUGAACAGGUUUUCCUAUGUUGAAACACUGUGAAUGAGAAAGUAUUUGUGUCUCCAGUUUGAAAAUGCACUGUAUUUCAUGUGAUAUUUAUUGGAAUAACUCUAUAAGGUACUAUAUUAUAUAAGUUAUUUUUAUUUAACAUGGAAAAGAAUCUUUAACCUUUGUAAUUACUGCAUAAUAAAUUUUGUUAAAACAA